Centropristis striata (black sea bass) is the source of this 2854-nucleotide messenger RNA. It is a transcript of the gene diras1a, whose product is annotated as DIRAS family, GTP-binding RAS-like 1a. Gene Ontology annotation, molecular function: GTP binding; GDP binding; GTPase activity. Gene Ontology annotation, biological process: signal transduction. The record is from RefSeq and is a predicted model, not a curated record. Bases 207 to 806 code for a protein of 199 amino acids. Lineage: Eukaryota; Metazoa; Chordata; Actinopteri; Perciformes; Serranidae. The transcript has 3 exons. Gene Ontology annotation, cellular component: plasma membrane.
UAUCAGAACAAUUAUGAAUCCAAAUCAAUGUAAAACCCAGCAGAAAUGUACAUGAUACGUAUAAAAUUGACUGAAACAUUCAGUCGUAAAUUAUGUGUACUUUGAUUUCCUGAUUUUUCUUUCUGUCAUAAUAAAACUUUUAUAUCUUAUCUUCUUCAGCACAUACAUCAGCUUUCCAGAGCAGCAGGUGGACUUCAACUCCCAGAAUGCCCGAGCAGAGUAACGACUACCGGGUGGUGGUGUUCGGAGCCGGCGGCGUGGGGAAGAGCUCGCUGGUGCUCCGGUUUGUCAAAGGCACCUUCAGAGACACCUACAUCCCCACUGUGGAGGACACAUACAGACAGGUGAUCAGCUGUGAUAAGAGCGUCUGCACGCUGCAGAUCACCGACACGACAGGAAGUCACCAGUUUCCCGCCAUGCAGCGCCUUUCCAUCUCCAAGGGCCACGCCUUCAUCCUGGUCUUCUCCAUCACCAGCCGCCAAUCAUUGGAGGAGCUCAAACCCAUUUACCAACAGGUCCUGGCCAUCAAAGGCACCGUGGAGUCCAUCCCCAUCAUGCUUGUGGGCAACAAAAGUGACGAGACGGCCCAGCGCGAGGUGGAGACGAAGGAGGCCGAGGCUCAGGCCGCCGCCUGGAAGUGUGCCUUCAUGGAGACUUCGGCCAAGACGAACUCCAACGUGAAGGAACUGUUCCAGGAGCUGCUGUCCCUGGAGAAGAAGAGGGACAUGAGCCUGAGCAUCGACGGCAAGCGAUCGGGAAAACAGAAACGAGCCGACAAGCUGAAGGGGAAGUGCAGCAUCAUGUAGGGCGAGCGGCGGCGGACUCGCCGUAGAGACGUGGAGACGAGGCAGGAGGGGGGCGGGAGAGUCUGCUGAUAAACUCCCAGAGAGACUCCCCCUCCCGUUCUGUGGUGGCUCUCCUCCUCCGUCUGUCUGAACACUGAAGCCCAGAGGAACAAAACCAUGAGACUGGCUGAUAAUGGGAACUUUAUUUAUACCAGGGCCUCGGGGCUCCUCCUGACCCCGAACUGGAUUGUGUUUUUGGCCCCAAAAAACAAAUACAGACCCAUCAAACUGCUACCACCAUUAACCAUCACACUGACAUAAUAAAGGAAUAUUUCACAUUUUUUAUUAUGAAUCUUGGGCCAAGCCAUGAAUCCAACUUGUAAUUACAGAAGCAUAAGAUGAGAUAGAACUGGAUGUUGUUGUGCAGCAGUUACAGUACAAAGAUUAGAGUGAAGUAUUGACAGAAAACAUUUUUUUUCUGAUCAUAGUCAAGCUUCCAGUAUUCAUAUCAAACACUCAGAUGUAGUUACAUUUCUGUAUGAGCCAAGACUCAAACCUGGCCAAAACCCAACCCAGCUGGUACUGCCUAAUUUGAGACCUGGACCGACUCCAAAACUAUAUAUUUGCUUUAUUUCGUCAGUUUCUCAUUGUUAGCUUGCAAGGCAUUGGCUUCUUGCAACAAAACGAUUGCCAAAGUCAGAAAGAAAGGUUCAAACAAUGAUUACUAGAUUUCAGGGUUGACAAAAGCAACUGUUGUUAGCAGGUUUAUGGGGUUUAGAUCCAUUAAAGAGUUGGAAAGAGUUGCUAACUUUAGAAAAAUGCCUUGUUGCUAUUAGACCUUCAUCUAUUGCAACCUGGAACUCCACACUAUAAUGGAGCUAGCACAUUAUAUGCUAACUCCUAAAGCUAGUUAUCUGAACAUGAUAAACAGCUUAUAUUAGAAGCAGAGCUUUAAAUAUGUUAACUUUUACUCUUAUAAUUUUGGAAAGACUAAAAUUAGUCACCACAAGCAACUACUUUAUUUACAGAGUGAUUGAAAUCUAGAAGUAAAUCCUAGACUUAGUCAUUGACCUCCAUUGGUUAAGAAUGUUUAACGUUAGGCAUUGACUUUGAAUUGUCAAGAAUGGUUAGGGUUAGGAAUUGGUUGGGAAUGGUUAAGGUUAAGAUGGGUAGUUGGGCUUUUGCUUCUACAAAUUUUUGUAAAUCUCACCUUACCUUCUAGACACGACGUUGAAAUCUGAAGACUUGCUCAACAAUGAUUGGACAGUCAUGAGUUUGUUGAAUUCGCAGUACUUGGCUCAAAGAAAGCAACGGCAACAACAGGACAAAGAAAUAAGUUCAACUAACUUAAAUGCUAAUAAAUUAGCAACUUGUGCUGCAAUACUUUGCAAGUCGGAAGUCUAUAAUUAAUUAUUCAGAGUCUAUUUCCAGAAAUCCAAUUUAAAAGCGUCCCAGUGCAUCUGCUCAGAAAAACAUUGGACGCCGAUUGAUGCUUGUUUGGCAAAUCUUUGAGAACCCACAUCAGUUACCACAGAGCUGUUAGCAAAGAGAAACAGCAUAUUAAGUGUCUUUUUUGACUGUUCCUCAUUCAAUUUACAUACAACAGCUCAAACCAGUUGUUUGACACUGUGGGCCUCCAAUGAAACAGCUACAGAUAAAACUGAAAAACAGUGAAGUAUUCCUUUAUCUAAUAAGACGACUGACAUUUCCAUUAUGAUUCCCUUCUUGGCGGUUGUGACCGUAAAAGACAGGAUGCUUCCUGCUCUGCUUCCUGCCGUCAUUAGAGGAACGCCUACAUACGAGCUAUCGGCCUUUAGCCUCCACACAAACACAGUGCUGGUGGCGAGAUGAGCCGACGGACUGCAGAGGAAACAGCAGACGCUCUUCAGACGUCAGGAAACUCAGAAGGCUUUGAUGAUUUCCACAAGCACAAGCCGGCCUUUGACUCUGUUUUCAUCUCUGUCACUGGAUAAAACAUCCGUUAGCAUCAACACGUAGCUGCUGAUGGAGGCAGCUGUUGGACGAACUGUAUAUAUAUUAUUUAAAGGAACAGUGCAACAUUUUGGGAA